Molecule: messenger RNA, 1892 nt
Organism: Naegleria gruberi
Lineage: Eukaryota; Heterolobosea; Eutetramitea; Acrasida; Naegleriidae
Exons: 3
Coding region: 350-1852 (500 amino acids)
Source: RefSeq, a predicted model, not a curated record
AAUUGAUUUUUUGACUUUCGUUUAGUUUCGUCAUCUUUGUAAUACAAUUUUUCAUCGGGAAGAAAGUUGUUCUAUUAAAAUAUCACACAACAAAAUUAGUGUCACAGCUUUCGAAUAGAUUGGAAGAAACCCCUAGAGAGAACUAGCCUUUAUUGAUGAAUCUCUAAUCAUCAUCAUUUCUAACACACUAACGACUUGCCCAAUUAAUAGAAUUCAUUUAAUCGUUAAAUAGUUUACACUCUCUUUAUUCGAAACGAUAAUAAUUAAAAAGAAAUACUGAAUUUCUCUUUACAUAACAACAUUAAUUGAAAAUAACAACAACAGUAACAGCAGUAUUUCUAAUUUUACAAUGUUUCCAUCCUCGUCCAAUAAUCAACAACAACAACAAACAUUCCAAGAUUUAUUCAUCAAAUCCAUUAACCAAACUCAAAUUAAUGGAUCAACAAACAACGACAUGUUUCAAUCAACCUAUAUAACAAUUCCCAAUGUUUCGAAUAGUGGAAGCAGUAACAGUACUUCAACUUCUGCCACCAUUCAAAUCCCAUCAAAUACUACAUGGAAUUUUGGAGCCACUGAUCCACAACAACAAUUGACUUUGAAUGAAAGUAACGGUUUACAUGCACUUUCGAAUACAACAAAUACCAAUUUAGGUAACGCCUUAAGUAACUUUAAUAACGAUAAAGUUUUAGAACAAGCGCUCAUCAUGAUGGUGAACGGCGCAAACAAUAGAAACAGAUCUCAAAGUGCUGGCUCGAUUCCAACAUCCAAUUCAUUAGGUGUCUCCCCAACACUUUCGAAUAACAGCCCACAAACAUUUGGCGGUUCAGCUCAAGGAAAUAGUUUAGUGCAGAUGAGCUCGUCCUUACCGAAUUCAACGUGUGCACCUUCUUUCGUCCAAGGAAAGAGUUUCAAUCCAGGUCAACUAGGUUUUACUCAACCGUUUACUGUACGAUCAGAUUAUAAGGUUUCAACAACUGAAAAUCAAGAUUCCACUAAUGCUCCUACUAAUAUCAAUGGUUUACAGCUUAUUUUCUCAGAAUUAUUGACCAAUCCACAACAUCAAACCAAUUCCAUGUUCAAUCUUGGUCAAUUAGGACAACAGCAGAAUAAUUUCAAUUCUGCUAAUCAACAAAAUCAGUUUAUUCUCCAUUCCCAAGCUCCAACCUCGCAACAACAAGUUAAUAACAAUCAAUUCAGUCCAAUUUUGAGUAGUUUGAUGAUUAGUCAACCAUCAAGUCCAAUUCAAGUCACCAAUCAAAUCGUUAUCAAUUCCAAUCCAAUGCCAAGUGUUUCUCCAACUAGUACAAGUCCUCCAACUCAACCGUUAACUACUAUGAAUAUCAAUCCAAGUUCCAUUACCACUCAUGUAUCGCCAACUUGUUCUCCCACCUCAACACCUAGCAGCUCACUAACCAAGUCAACCAAUGGUGGAAAGCAAAGAAGACAAAGAUCUGUCUCAUGCACAAGUCAGAGCUCACCUUAUCCUCCAACCACCCAACAACAAUUUACUUUCCAUUCACCAAACGAAACCCAAGACAGUCCAAAGAAAGGCACCAGACGAUCUGGCAUUAAAUUUGCAAUUGACUUUAUGGACAAUGCACAACAAUUUGACAUUAAGCACACAAGUCUCACUCCAUCCACAAUGAAACAACACAUUGCUGAGAGAGAUGAGAGAGAAAGGGCAGGUGUGAAAAAAAGAGGAAGACCAAAAGGAAGUGGUAUAAAACAGCAAGUGAAGAGGGGAGAUUUGUUGUUCUAUCAAAAUUGUUACAAUUCAGUUGAGGGUUUGUAUAAGGGAAGAGCAGAUCCUGGAAGAGAUGAUGACGAUGAUGAAGGAGGAUUUACAGUGUAACGCCGUUUAAAUAAUAAAGAGGUUAUACCACCUUUUGAAC